Molecule: messenger RNA, 303 nt
Organism: Budorcas taxicolor (takin)
Lineage: Eukaryota; Metazoa; Chordata; Mammalia; Artiodactyla; Bovidae
Gene: APOA2
Product: apolipoprotein A2
Exons: 3
Coding region: 1-303 (100 amino acids)
Biological process (GO): lipoprotein metabolic process; cholesterol homeostasis; cholesterol transport
Cellular component (GO): very-low-density lipoprotein particle; blood microparticle; spherical high-density lipoprotein particle
Molecular function (GO): cholesterol binding; high-density lipoprotein particle binding; high-density lipoprotein particle receptor binding
Source: RefSeq, a predicted model, not a curated record
AUGAAGCUGCUUGCAUUGACUGUGCUGCUCCUGACCAUCUGUGGCCUUGAAGGGGCUCUGGUUCGGAGACAGGCCGAGGAGCCGAAUCUGCAGAGGCUGGUCUCUCAGUACUUCCAGACUGUGGCCGACUAUGGCAAGGACCUCAUGGAGAAGGCCAAGGGCUCAGAGCUUCAAACCCAAGCCAAGGCCUACUUUGAGAAGACGCAGGAGGAACUGACGCCCCUGUUCAAGAAGGCUGGGACUGACCUGCUUAACUUCUUGAGCAGUUUUAUAGACCCCAAAAAGCAGCCUGCCACCCGCUGA